AUGCCCCGCUUCCUUCACCUCCUGCAGACAAGAGCUCUCACUUUCCUGGGAAUUUUGUUUCAUUCUUCCUCAGAGCCAUGGGGAGCCAGGGCCCUAUGCUGCCCUGGUGCCGGCCCCUACGCAGUCCUGCUGCUGCCUCUGGGGACAAGCCAGCAAGACCCGUGGGCCCAGAGCUGCUGCUGGGAGGCUAGAAUGUACGCGCUGGAGAGGGUACCGGAGGCCCUGUGGCAGGGGAUAGAGCUGCUGGAGCAUGGCCAGGCCUGGGUUGAGGGACGGCAACAGGCACAGCAUUAGCAGCUGUAUCUGGGGGCUCCUGGUGAGGAUUUUCUAACAGAUUUGUACUCAGAACCUGGUGGCUCCCAGUUAGCUAGGAUUCAAAAGGUGAACGUGUUUGUGGCAUCUGAUUCAGGAAAAGGUGAGUUUAUUUCUUUAGUUGAAAUUCUUGAGAAGUGAUGGCAGGAAGGAAUCAC
Molecule: messenger RNA, 470 nt
Organism: Condylura cristata (star-nosed mole)
Lineage: Eukaryota; Metazoa; Chordata; Mammalia; Eulipotyphla; Talpidae
Gene: SAPCD1
Product: suppressor APC domain containing 1
Source: RefSeq, a predicted model, not a curated record